Spea bombifrons (plains spadefoot toad) is the source of this 2024-nucleotide messenger RNA. Its product is annotated as zona pellucida sperm-binding protein 1-like. Gene Ontology annotation, molecular function: structural constituent of egg coat; acrosin binding. Lineage: Eukaryota; Metazoa; Chordata; Amphibia; Anura; Pelobatidae. Bases 41 to 1780 code for a protein of 579 amino acids. The record is from RefSeq and is a predicted model, not a curated record. The transcript is spliced from 12 exons. Gene Ontology annotation, cellular component: egg coat. Gene Ontology annotation, biological process: binding of sperm to zona pellucida; prevention of polyspermy.
UAUAAGCCCAGUCUAUGGGACAGCUCCGCUUUACCUCAUAAUGAUUCUGGCAGGUAGAUUAUGGCUCCUCCUCUCGCUGUGGCCCCUGCUCACUGUGUGCGCUUCCCCAUCGGGGCCACAGUACACGUGUGGGGAAGAUGGAGUGCAGCUUCGCGUUCCCCCGAAUUACAUGGGGCAGGAGGUCUCCUUCCAAGUCCGGGAUGAGUUUGGGAUGGGAUAUGAUCUUUCUGGCUGUCUUUCAAGAUGUCUUUUCUCGUCACGAGGCCCGGAUGGAGAGAGUGUCUUUUACUCUCCUUAUAGUGUUUGUCUCUCAGUGUUCAAGGAUGGGGUAUGGAAGCUCCGUGUGAGGUUAGUUGGGUCUCAGAAGUCAGAAGACCUAGACCUUGUUUGUCCCAAACCUAGAAUCCCAAGACCAAGAGUAAUUGCCAGAACCCGGAGACCCCACAGUAUCAAAAAUGCUUCUGAACAUAUGUUUCCAUCAAAGGCACCAUCCACAAAACCAAUGUCUCUUACUAAAACAUUGCCUUUACACCAUACCUUGUCUCCAGAAAAGACCCUACUAACAGGAGUAGCUCCCACUGACAAGAUUUCUCACUGGAAUUUGACAACAAAGUCAUUGGUUCCACAUCCAGCCAUAUAUGACACAGAAGGAGAACAAAUUGCUUCACAGUGUCUGAUCACUUCCGGAAGGCUCUCAUGCCUAAAUACUAACGUUUCACGUGAUGAGUGUGUCAAUUCACGUUGCUGUUACGAUCAUCGGGAUGCUUUGACUCCAUGUUACCAUGGACAUACAGUAUUUCUUCGGUGCUAUGCUGGGGGAGAUUUUCAGCUGGUUAUUUCACGGCACGUAACGGAACCUCCCCUGCUGUUGGACACUGUAGAUCUGGGCUCACCACAAUGUCAGUCACCCACUCUAAGAAAUGAUGAUUUCUUAGAAUUCAAAGGCCGUCUGGAUCAGUGCGGCAUCCAUAAGUUCAUGGAUGGCCAUCUUGUUUAUGAGUUGACUCUGUCAGCCAUGCAAGAUAUCUUAUUCUCCCCAACAGGGUCAAUCACUCGGGACACAGCUGUAAAAGUGCUAUCUCGGUGCACAUACCCUUCCAGCCAUUCUGUGUCCCUGGUUUCUCUUGUGGUAUCCCCGGUUCCUAUUGCAUCAUUGACAAAAAAAUCAGGAUUAAGUCUGGAGCUACGCAUUGCUAGAGAUGCUUCGUUCACCUCAUUCUUUUCAUCUACUGACUUUCCUUUGCGGUUUUCUCUUGGGAAUUUUGUCUUCUUGGAGGUACGACUUCUUUACCCUUCUGACCCCCGACUGCACCUGCGCCUGCACCACUGCUGGGGCGCACCAACUUUAAACUCGGCAUCUGAGUCCAGUCAGUGGCCACUUAUAUACAAUGGCUGUCCUUAUGAUGGCGAUGACAUAGCGACUCAGAUAUUGGCUGUCCCCAUGCCGUCUAGCUAUCAACGAUUUGCUGUUUCAGCUUUCACGUUCCUUGGUGAUCCAAACAAGACACAGGUGUAUUUUUUCUGUAGUGUAUCAGUCUGUUUACCAUCUAUUUCAGAGACCUGUAUUUCAAACUGUACCACACUAUCAGGCAGAAGUCGACGGUCUCCAAAAGACAGUCCUAUUCAGUUGGUUAACUCAUUUGGCCCUCUUGUUGUCGAGGCAGAGAGGAGAUCGCCAGGUUUGGGGGAUUCCCAUCCCCUCAUCUCUAUCAUUCUUUGGGUCAUAUGUGCCUCCUUACUCAUUCUAGGAUUCUACAUUAUUUGCAGUCUCAAGUCCUAGGGUUUAUGAGCUGAAUAUGCUAAUUAUUUGUCGCUUGUCUUCUCAGUUUGUUGCUUUGCCUCCUGGAUGCAAUUUUUUUGUGUAAAAGUAUUUGCUGUGAGACAUUGUAACUGUUUGUUGAAAACUAUUAAGGUGAUUUUUAGGACUCUGCAUUACAAGUUUUAACACUGAUACUAUAUGAAAUAAAACUGUAAAUUACAUAAAUUUGUGAUGCAAUAUAUUAAAGAUGUAAGACAACCUAUAA